Messenger RNA from Octodon degus (degu), 491 nucleotides. RefSeq names its product GON7, KEOPS complex subunit (gene Gon7). The record is from RefSeq and is a predicted model, not a curated record. Lineage: Eukaryota; Metazoa; Chordata; Mammalia; Rodentia; Octodontidae. Gene Ontology annotation, cellular component: EKC/KEOPS complex. Bases 64 to 366 code for a protein of 100 amino acids. The transcript is spliced from 2 exons.
GAGCUGCUUUUCGCUUCCGGGUGCGGCUUUCUUGUGGCGCGCGCUUGAAGCUAAACGGUCGUUAUGGAGUUGUUGGCCGAGUACGUCGGGCCGGACAGGGAGCGGCGGCAGGUGCGAGUCGUCUGUGAAGCGUCCGGUGACGCCGACCAUCUCCAGAAGCUGUCAUCGAGUGUGGCCCAGAUGAAGGAGCUGGUAAACCAAUUAUUCGAACCCUUGGUACAGCAGGAAGCGAAGGACCAGGUGACUGCGGAUCCUGACGAGAUGCUGGAGGGUAAUGGCGAAGAUGGUGCAGAAGAUGAAAAUGACAUUGAUAAAAGAACUAAUUCAGAUGAACCAUCUGCAAAACGGCCCAAAACACCAUCUUAGUAAUAGUUUGCGUGAAAUUUAAGACUGCUACUAUGUCCUAAUUAUCAUGUACUGACAUUAAAGAAGACUUGGGCUCUAAUUUGAGAAAGCAUUUAUUUUGUUCGUCUGGGACAAGUUUGUCAGAA